AUGGCUUCCAAUGAGAGUACAACUUCAAUCCAGGGAACCUCUCUCGAGCGCUUCUACAAUCCGCCAGGCUUGUGGAAUGAUAGAGACGACUGGACGGGCGUGACGAGCACGGCACAGAGGAAGAGAUUGCAGAAUCGCCUGAACCAGAGGGCGUGGCGCAGAAGACAAAAGCUGAACACGGCAAGGUCUCGUGAUGCCUUGCCCGCUUGCCAGGUUCCCUCCGCUCCGCCAGGCCCUAGCGAAAAUACCUUCACGGGCAGCGUAGAAGGCCUUUUGCUUCUGGUCCAAGCGGAUGAGGCAUGUCGUCUUCGAGUCUUGCUUCAGCAAGCUUACGAGGAGUACACUCUCAAUGCCCCGAGACUCACAGCCUUGCCUCUUGUGACAAGAAUCAACGUCCUCAACGCACUGGCACGCAAUGCUGCCUACUUGAAUAUUCCUUCUGUAGGCCUUUGCUGUGUCGAUCUCAUAUCGCCAUUCAAUCUCUCCGGCCCCUCACUUCCAAACCACUCGUCUUCAGAGUUUCCGAGGGCCUUAUAG
This is a messenger RNA of Fusarium falciforme, 537 nucleotides long. RefSeq names its product BZIP domain-containing protein. The coding region runs from base 1 to 537 and encodes 178 amino acids. NCBI's taxonomy places the organism in Eukaryota, Fungi, Ascomycota, Sordariomycetes, Hypocreales, Nectriaceae. The transcript has 2 exons. The record is from RefSeq and is a predicted model, not a curated record.